Messenger RNA from Hippocampus comes (tiger tail seahorse), 6905 nucleotides. RefSeq names its product transcription factor TFIIIB component B'' homolog. The record is from RefSeq and is a predicted model, not a curated record. NCBI's taxonomy places the organism in Eukaryota, Metazoa, Chordata, Actinopteri, Syngnathiformes, Syngnathidae. Gene Ontology annotation, biological process: RNA polymerase III preinitiation complex assembly. Gene Ontology annotation, cellular component: transcription factor TFIIIB complex. Gene Ontology annotation, molecular function: TFIIIC-class transcription factor complex binding. The transcript is spliced from 25 exons. The coding region runs from base 134 to 6445 and encodes 2103 amino acids.
CGCGGGCGAUGAAAUAUUGCGUCGUAAACAACAUGGCGGAAUAAUAUCUUGCCGCAGUCCUGCAGGGCUUCUUCUUCUCGUCGAUUUAUGUACUUUUACUCCUCACUGAAGAAACGCUGGUGAGCAGGUCCUGAUGUUUCGCCGCUCAAGGUUCAGCGUUCGUCCGAACGUGGGUGGGGCCGGGAGGACGGCAUCUUCAUCACAGGAUGCUGUACCGGCAAGUCAGGAGGCAAAAGAGACGACGAAAGACGUCGACGAGAGCGUGGCAGCCUCCGUGGUGACUGACAGCAAGCUGGUUGAUGCGCCUGUGGCUAAAAGUACCGCCGUUAGUGAUGGAAAUGAUCCAAGUGGGGAUGGCAGCAGCUCCUUGGCUGCUGUUCAGAGGAGGAAACGCUUCUCUGUCAAGCCCAGGGUGGCCCCGGGUCGCCCCGCUGCUCUCCCUCGAACGCCAAAGUCCCCUGCCAAGGUGUGCUCUGAAAGUCCCCCCACAAAUUCAAACCUCGAGCCACAAAUUGAAACUCAAGCAGUACCGUCUGGAGCCCAGUCGCCGACGUCGCCCGAGCCGGAGCCGGAGCCGGAGCCCAUCCUCGUCUCUUAUGAUGGUUCAGGACAAGCAGCUGCUGUCUCCGCUGAACACUCUCCAAAAGGAACCAAAAAAACAGAGAAGACAUUGGCACCGUUGGACGACGGUCUCAUCAAAGUUCCUUACAGGGCGCCGGACAAAGUGGCCCUGCCAGACAAAGAAGCGGCGGCACUGUCAGAGAAAGCCAAGACUCUCCUGUCAUCGAAGAGCAGGAAGUCGUCGAUUCCCCGAUUUUCCCUGAGUCGACUUUUGAACGACCCGUCUGACAUUCAGAGGAUGGAAAAGGCUCAGAAGCUCCGUGACAUGCUCAGACAGGAGAUGCGGAAAGAAAAGAAUGCCAAGAGAGCAAAGAGGAAGCAUGACAUGGAGUUCAAUUUGGAUCCCUCCAAAAUGACCAUGAGGGACCUCAUCCGCUACCUGCCGUUGUCCAACCCUAUGUCGUCCAGUGUAGAAGAUGGCAGCACUCCGGAGAACGAGACUGUCGUUCCAUUUUCCCCAAGGAGAGAAAAAUUGCCAGAGAUAGUGCAGAAACUGAAGUCAGAAGUUGUCCCGGCAGCGGGGAGCCAGGCGGAGGAGGAACAGGAACAGGAGGAGGCGGUGGCGGCGGCGGCAGAGGAGGACGACGAUGAAGAUGAGGCGCUGAUGGUGCCCCGGGUCAAAGUGGCCGAAGAUGGCACACUGAUCCUGGACGAGGAGAGCUUGACCGUGGAGGUCCAGCGAGCCAAAGGACCGAACCCAGCCGAGGACAGAGACCCCAUCUUUGAGCGCGGCUCCACCACCACUUACUCCAGUUUUAGGGCAUCCACCUACUGCAAGCCCUGGACCAGGGAAGAGACAGACAUGUUCUUCCUGGCGAUCAGCAUGGUGGGAACAGACUUCUCCAUGAUUGGCCAGCUUUUUCACAACAGAACUCGAGCCGAGAUACGGGUCUGUCAAGGAGAGCAACGUUGUGAUUAUUUCUGGGGUUACUUAAAGAGCAAUGUGGAUUUAUUUUGUGUGUGUGUGUGUCAACACUUGGACUUUUGGUUCUCCCCGACAGGUAAAGAAUUUGUGGACGAGCUCUUCGACAGCGAGGAGGGGCAAGAAGAAGAAGAGGACGAGAUUGAUGGCUUCUCAAGCUCGGACACGGAGGACGGCGAGAAAGAGAAUGACAAUAUCUGCAAGGAUGGAAGAGGCUCCUUCUCAAAGGCCAGGAAGAAACGCAAAGGCCAGAGCGCGGAGAACGACUCUGCUGCGACACUAAAGAAGACAAAAAGCAAAGCGGGUGAAAAGAGCGGUGAAGAAGAUGAUACUUGCACACCUGAAGCCACAAGCGCACCCCUUCCUCAGGAUCAACCCAAUUCAGAAGUGUGCGAAAGUACGGAGACGGACAAAUCAUCCGAGCGCACAUCAAUUAACCCCGCCAAACUCUCACGAGGCACAGCGGCCAAACCAGUCCUGCCCCUGGGUCGAAAGUGGAGUAAGAAGCUUCCACCUGGUUCAACCACCGCGAAGGCUGAAGACAAUGCAUCUGCUCCAGAGGAUGUCAGUGCGGCGAGUGAAGCCUCGAAAGAGCAGAUGAACAAAGCGACAACGCCACCUAGAGGAGUCAGUGAGGAGGAGAAUGGUGACGGUGACGAUGGUAGUGAAGGUGGUCUUUCUUCUGGUGAUGAAGAUUUCUUUGCCAAACCGCCAAAACCCACGAGGUAUGGGAGAGUCCCCAAGCCUCGCAGCGUCUUAAAUUACCCUGCCAAGGAAGAGGGCCCCACCAAUAAAUCUGAGCGCAAGUGCACCUCCAAGAGGAACAGAUCGACCACAGCACCUUCCGCUGCCCCAGCGUCCAAAAAGUCCAAACUUAUUACCCUGCGAGCAUCGCAGUCUGAAUCCAGCGAGGAUGAGGAGGAGCAGGUCCAGCAGAGGGAUGACGGAGUUUUUGUGCCCGCCUGCCUGCGCUCUCCCUCGAUUGUCAUCCCGCAGGUGGAUGAGACAAUGGAGGAGCUUGAUAUCUUGGGAAAUAUGUCUACUGUGUUGGACAUUUCCCAAGAUACACUUUGCCCCGAUUCCCUCUGUGUGGGGGACAAAAGUGAGACGGGGGUACCCGAAGCGUGUGUGCAUCAGUUGGACCUCCUAGUCGAUGUUAUUGACUUACUGUCUACUGAGCACACCGAAGUGUCCGAGGUGGAGAGCUACAACGAGGCUGCUCAGACAUUGCUGGCCAUUGGCAACAUGUCUCAACUCUCUCAGUCGGAGACCAUGCCUGAUCAGAGAACAGAGACAGACUCGGAGAGUGUGACUGAGACCAACACAUUCCUGGAGGAAGAGAUAGCCGAAUUCAUCAAGGAAAACAGUUCCAGCCAAAUCCCGUUUACGUCAACAGACCACAGAGUCACAGAGACGAUUGAAGCUCCCACAUCAGCACCUUCACUUCAGAGAACUGUUUCAGGUCCUGACUCGAGUCCUCCUGUGCAUUCAAGCCCACCGACGAGCAGAGGUUCCUCAUCCAAGGUGAAACCAAAACCUAACCUUACCACUGCCUCAAGGACUGCCCAUUCCAAAUUUCAACCAGACGUUUCACCGGUGGAGUCUCCCAUGGAGUGCUGCAGUUCUGCGCCCAUCCUUUCUCAAGAAACAAUCCCUAUGGAAGGAGAGUUUGAUCAGGCAUCAAAAAGGCACACUUGUGACUUUGAAUCGGCCGCCACCGAAGCCAAGUUUACAAAUGCUGAAAGCGGUCAUAAUUACGUGGCUACAUCAUAUGUUGCAGUCACAGAACCACAAACUGAUAAGUCAAACGCACUUUUGCCACAAGGAAGUGGGGAUCAUGACGCUACCAGGCAUGAUAUACUUAAAUGUCAGAAACUGAGUGACUCUCAAGAGACCAGGUGUCGAUUGCCAAAGGUCAAACCAAAACCAAACCUUUCACAAAUAUCAAGACGUGCACGGUGUAUACCUCAGACCGCAGAAGAGACAAGCCUGUUGUCAAAUCUGGAAUUAACCUUGAAAACAACAGCAGCAGCAGAACCGCAGCCAGCUUCUUUAGAGACACCAGGUCACAGCACAAGUUCUGCUUCAACUGUGACACCAAUUAUGAAUUUAAGCGACCGUAUGAUACAGUCCAAUGAACUGACUUCUAAUGAGGAGAAAGUGGUAAGUGUUGGACAUGCAGCAGGUGACACAACAUCCACAGAUGCUGAUGCGGUUGAAAGAGGUCAUAAUACCAAGGCAGCUCCUCAACCCGAAGCCGAAGUGUCAAAGACACACUUGGUGCAGGAAGGCGGAGAAUUUCACACUGCCAUGCGGGAAGAAUCAAAAGAACCACAGCCAGCUUGUCCCCUCUCUCCUGGCACAAGCACUCAGAGCGCCAGCACGAAUGCGACUUCAAGCAUGAACGUAAUCUCAGUCAUGACACCUUUAGAAGAACUGACCUCUGGAGAGGAUAAGACGUUAGGUGAUGGACUUGCUAUGGGAGAAACAAAGUCCACAGAUGCUGGUCAUACUAAUGAUACUGCAGAAUUCACAGAACUAGAGACUGAAGAGUCAAAGAACGCUUUGGAGCAAGAAUCUGGAGAUUACGACAAGGAUCUAUUUGAACGUCCGAAAGUGAGUGAGGUUAAUUUUGCUCUGCAGACGAGAAGGAGUCGAUUCCCAAAGGUCAAACCAAACCUUCUCCAGAGUUCAAGGAAUGCACAGGGUAAACGUCAAACUGCAGAGGAAAUGAGCCCGUCUCUAAAUCUUGAAUCGCCUUGCAAAAGACCAACUGAGGUACGUCCACAGCCAACUGGUCAAAUCAGCACUUCUGCUUCGACCGUGACUGCAGUCGUGAGUGAUACCGGUGAGGUACUUUCAGAGGAACUGACUCCUAGUGAGCAGAAAAAGCCAGGUUGUACCCCUGGAAACACAAAGCCCACAGAUUUUGAAACAGUUGAAAGUGGUCGUAAUAAUGAGGCAACAUCUGAUGCAGCAGUCACAGAACCACAGGCCAAAGAGUUAAAUAAACCCUUGGACCAAAAAGAUGGAGAUCAUGGCAGUACCUUGCAAGAGUUACCCAAAGGUCAGAACUCGACUCAAAUUGUUUCCAGGGGGAGUCGAUUCCCAAAAGUCAAACCUAACCUUUUGCAGAUAUCAAGAAGCUCACUGUCUAAAUCUCAAACCACAAAAGAAAGUAGCACAUUCUCAGAUCUUGAAUCCACCUGCAAAACAACAGCUGAAGUGAAAUCACAGCCGACUUGCUCCUUCUCCAUCCAAAAACCAAGUCAAAGUGUCAGUUCUGCUUCAACUGUGAUACCAGUCACCGACUUAAGAUCCACUCUGAGACCUUCAGAGCAAAUCGCUUCUAGUGAGGAGAUGGGGACAGGUCUUGGACCUGCUGCCAGAGACACAAACUCCACAGAUGGCAACGUAGUUGAAAGCAGUCGUGAUCAUGAGGCAGCAUCACAAUCAACUUCUGAGACUUGUCAAAAUGUUCCUUCAGGUGCGAGAACAUCUUCACCUGACGUUACAAAUCGGGAAUACUCCGAGGCAUCGAACCACACUCGAGAAGCAAUUCAAAGACGCCGACGCCUCCCCAAGGUCAAACCUAACUUGAGGUCACCCGCUAGAGCAACACAGUCAACGUCGCAGUCAAGGGAUGGACUGGGCAAACCGUCCAUUGUAACAUCGGACUGUCAGUCAAUGUCAGCAAGUUUAGCGAGUCCACAGUGUGCAAGCAGUGAGUUUGGCUCCACGGAAACGUCCCAGUUGUCCAUUAUUGAAGGUCAGAGCAGUGAAACUCCAGCAGUGGGUGAGAAAACAGCCAGCAGUGUUGCUCUCCAUCUGGAAAGGGUGAUGGCGACUGGUAUUUCUUUGAAUUCCACAACUGACGGCCCCUCCUUAAACAUCACACCGCCGGAUUCAUUCCGGGAAAGUUCUGGAACCACUGAAGCCAAGGCUGAAACCCCCAAAAGCACCGAGGAUACUUUGUUGACCCCAACCUCCACAAUGAAACGAAGCAGGCCUGUCAAACCCCAGCCCAAUGUUGGACGUGGAGCUCGGCAGUCCCGACAAGUGGCGGUCAAAACGGGAUCAGCCACCUCUGCUCCUCGAGGGCAAACGACUGUCCUGCUGACGCCAGUAGAGGGUGCCAAAGAGCAAGUUAAAGCUGCUUGCUCGGCAUCCACAAUUGAGGCGCCAGAACCUGAGCGCCCCAUCCAGGAUGACUCGGCGUCAGUCAGCGGAGCAAACCAAACUUCUGCAAAUCUCUCAGUAUUUCCAGACACGCUGUCAGUUCCGUCGGAUCCAGAUGAGCCCUUCUUCAUCCUGUCCCUGAUGGAAGUCCCGCUGGACGAGUCUUCCCAUCAGCCUCCUCGGGCAGAUCUAACAGUGCAACACAGCCCUCCUGCGGACAGUGCAGUUGCAGGAACGGAGCGCUCCGCACCUGCCGUUCGAUCAGGGGAGAUGGGUCUCACUAAGAAUGCAGUCACGGAGCAUCCAGUCCUACCAGCGCCACCUGCAGGAAGUGAAGACACAACUGCUUCAGCUGUUUUAAGUUCUCCCCAAAGGAGACCCAAAGGCUUCCUCUCCUUCCUGACUAGAACGAGCAGCGCUACCCAGUCAGAGUCGUCUCGUGGCAAAGCUGCUUCCCGCCGACCGAACGUUAGCAAACCUGUGCCCAGGAAGCGACCGACGGCACCAACGGCGGCCCCCCAACCUGAGACUACAGAAAAAAAAGUGGAGUCCAACCCAUUAACAUCCUGUAUAAUAGCAUCACAACCAUCACCUCGUCCCUCUGGCUCUUCAACCCAAGUUUCUGCGUGUCAACACGGCAGCAGCGUUUCGGUCCAAGAGCAGCCCACCAACGUUUCCCAGUACUUCCUAAGUGAUAUUUUUACUGAAGUUAAUGAAACAUAAAAAGCACUCAUUUUCCCUCCUUUACCAGUUGUUAAUGUACAAUAUAAAUCCAUCUUGAUAUUUCACCUCAAAGAUGCCCCACUCACGUUUUGUGAGUAGGGCGUCUUUGUUGUUCAGCACUUUGUGUAUAUACAUGUACAUUUUUUUUUCAAGUUGCCCAGAUUCCUAUUUUUCAACUUUGCCCUUAAAAACAAAAUCCAGACUGACGUUGGGACAUCACGCUGUGGAAUAAUGUGAAGCAUCAGCAACCUCUUCUUGCGUGUUGUUUUGUACAGGCCUCUUGACCACGCUAUACAGAAAACCUACAAUGACUUUUCAAUGAGCUCAAUGAGACUCAAGCUACUUAUGCAACUGGAUGGACAUGAAGUUGUUUUGUUUCUCCUGUAACGACUUCAAACGUGUGACAAAAUACUUUUCUUUACGAUCCAAAUAAACACGUUCCUCCACCUAAACAGUGGUA